This is a messenger RNA of Erinaceus europaeus (western European hedgehog), 5748 nucleotides long. It is a transcript of the gene ECPAS, whose product is annotated as Ecm29 proteasome adaptor and scaffold. Gene Ontology annotation, cellular component: cytoplasm; nucleus. NCBI's taxonomy places the organism in Eukaryota, Metazoa, Chordata, Mammalia, Eulipotyphla, Erinaceidae. The coding region runs from base 87 to 5612 and encodes 1841 amino acids. Gene Ontology annotation, molecular function: molecular adaptor activity. The record is from RefSeq and is a predicted model, not a curated record. The transcript has 49 exons. Gene Ontology annotation, biological process: proteasome assembly.
UCGGCACAGGCGCGGAGCCCGGGGACGGCCGCCGGGGAGGAUCGGGGGGUGCGGAGCCCAGACCCCCCCGCGCGCCCUCCCCCAACAUGGCCGCCGCCGCCUCCCAGGACGAGCUGAAUCAACUUGAACGGGUCUUUUUACGCCUUGGCCAUGCAGAGACAGAUGAACAGCUACAGAACAUCAUAUGUAAAUUCCUCCCUCCGGUUCUGCUCAAGCUGUCCAGCACGCAGGAGGGGGUGCGCAAAAAGGUCAUGGAACUCUUGGUCCAUCUGAACAAGCGCAUAAAAAGCCGUCCCAGGAUACAGCUGCCAGUAGAGACACUCCUGGUUCAGUACCAGGACCCCGCUGCAGUCUCCUUUGUCACAAAUUUCACUAUAAUUUAUGUUAAGAUGGGCUAUCCACGCCUGCCGGUGGAGAAGCAGUGUGAACUGGCCCCCACGCUCCUGACAGCCAUGGAAGGGAAACCCCAGCCACAGCAGGACAGCUUAAUGCAUCUUUUAAUACCAACCCUUUUUCACAUGAAAUACCCUGUCAAAUCACCAAAAUCAGCUUCUCCGUUUAAUCUUGCUGAGAAACCAAAGACUGUGCAGCUGCUCUCGGACUUCAUGCUCGAUGUCCUUCUGAUGCCUUAUGGAUUUGUGUUAAGUGAAUCUCAGAGUCGCCAGAGUUCAUCCUCAGCACAGGGCUCUUCCCCCAGCAGCGGGGGCACUCCUGGCCUGCCACAGCCUCCCCCGGGGAUGAGCUUUUACUCGGCUAAACGCGUCAUUGGUGACGUCCCGUGGACGCCUGAACAGCUGGAGCAGUGCAAACUGGGUAUAGUGAAGUUCAUAGAAGCUGAGCAGGUGCCUGAACUGGAAGCUGUUCUCCACCUAGUGAUUGCUUCCAGCGACACACGCCACAGCGUAGCCACGGCAGCUGACCUGGAGCUGAAGAGCAGGCACAGCUUAAUUGACUGGAAUAAUCCUGCCAUUAUUAAUAAGAUGUUCAAAGUAUACCUUGGAGAUAUACCACUGAAGACAAAAGAGGGAGCCGUCCUAAAGCCAGAGCUGAAGCGGGACCCAGUCAGCACGAGAGUCAAGUUGAAGAUCGUGCCCCACCUCCUCCGGUCCAGACAAGCUGCAGAGACCUUCCCAGCCAAUAUCCAGGUGGUGUAUGAUGGACUUUUUGGAACAAAUACAAACUCAAAAUUAAGGACAUUAUCCCUACAAUUUGUACAUCAUAUUUGCAUAACCUGUCCAGAAGUCAAGAUUAAGCCACUAGGUCCAAUGCUUUUGAAUGGACUCACCAAGCUAAUCAAUGAAUACAAAGAAGACCCUAAACUACUGUCUAUGGCAUAUUCAGCUGUUGGAAAGCUCUCCAGCCGGAUGCCUCACCUGUUCACCAAGGACAUCGCCCUUGUGCAGCAGCUCUUUGAGGCCCUCUGCAAGGAAGAGUCUGAGACUCGACUUGCUAUUCAGGAGGCAUUAUCCAUGAUGGUGGGGGCAUACAGCGCCCUGGAAGGGGCACAGCGGACCCUCAUGGAGGCGCUUGUCGCUUCCUACUUGAUAAAGCCAGAAGUUCAAGUCCGACAAGUGGCCGUGAAAUUUGCCAGCACGGUGUUUCCCUCCGACCAUAUUCCCUCCAGAUACUUGCUGCUACUGGCUGCAGGAGACCCACGGGAAGAAGUUCAUGGAGAAGCCCAGAGAGUGUUAAGGUGUCUUCCUGGUAGAAACAGAGAAGAGAAUGUCUCUAAACGGAUGCCUUCUUUCCCAGAAAUGGUCUAUUAUAUCCAAGAAAAGGCUUCCCAUCGGAUGAAAACUCCAGCCAAGUACGUGACUGGGACCACUGCCCUUCCCUUUAACCCAGCAGCCUUUGGAGAGAUAGUCCUGUACUUGCGCAUGUGCCUGGCUCACAGUGCGGGAGUGGCGCCCACCUCCCAGAGUCUGGCUGACAUGCAAGAUCACGCCCCGGCCAUUGGACGUUACAUCCGGACAUUGAUGUCAGGCGGCCAGGCGGCAUCCUCCUCCUCGUCUUCCAGGAGCGGAGAAGCCAACCCCGUGCACAUCUACGUCGGCCUGCUCCAGCAGCUGCUGGCGGGGGUCGGAGGUCUGCCAGUCAUGUACUGUCUACUGGAAGCUGUCUCUGUGUGCCCAGAAAAGCUGGCUGUCAAAUUUGUAGAUAAAACAGAAUGGAUUAAGAGUCUGAUGACUAGCAGCAAAGAAGACAUGCGUGAGCUCGCGGCACUGUUCUACUCGGUGGUGGUGUCGGUGGUGUCGGGGGAGGAGCUGAGAUCAGUGAUAGAGCAGCUCAUGAAGACUGCGAAGGACAAUCACAGUCCAGAGAUACAGCAUGGGUCCUUGCUUGCGUUGGGGUUCACAGUAGGAAGAUAUUUGGCUAAAAAGAAGAUGAGGCCGACAGAGCAAGGAGACUUGGAGACAGACGCCAAUUUCCUGCCCGGACAAGAACAGGCCAUUCAGAGCGCCACAGAAACCAUAGGCUCAUUUUUGGACAGCACGUCCCCCCUUCUCGCGGUUGCUGCCUGCACUGCCCUGGGUGAGAUCGGCAGAAACGGUCCUCUGCCAAUCCCUAAUGAGGGCUCUGGCUUUACCAAAUUACACCUUGUGGAAAGCUUACUGAACAGAAUACCUUCCAGCAAAGAGACAAAUAAGAUGAAAGAGAGAGCGGUCCAGACUCUGGGGUAUUUUCCAGUUGGGGAUGGAAACUUUCCUCACCAGAAGCUCCUCUUGCAAGGUCUGAUGGAUUCUGUGGAGGCCAAACAGAUAGAGCUGCAGUUCACAGUUGGUGAAGCUAUUACCAGUGCUGCGAUAGGGACUGGUUCUGCGGCUGCCAGAGACGCCUGGCUGGUGACGGAAGAAGAGUAUCGCCCCCCUCCAGGGGUCACGCUGAAUGACGUCGUUCCAUGGGUGUUGGAUGUCAUCUUAAACAAGCAAAUCCCCAGCCCCAACCCACAUGUGAGGCAGGCUGCCUGCAUCUGGCUCCUUUCCCUGGUGAGGAAGCUAAGCAGCCACCAGGAGGUGAAGUCGCAUCUUAAAGAAAUCCAGAGUGCCUUUGUUUCAGUUCUUUCGGAAAAUGAUGAACUUAGCCAAGAUGUUGCCUCAAAAGGUCUUGGUUUGGUCUACGAGCUGGGCAGUGAGCAAGAUCAACAGGAACUGGUUUCUGCUCUUGUAGAGACACUGAUGACUGGCAAAAGAGCGAAACAUGAAGUCUCUGGAGAAACAGUGGUAUUCCAAGGGGGAGGCCUUGGCAAGACUCCAGAUGGCCAGGGCCUCUCUACGUACAAGGAGCUUUGUUCUCUGGCGAGUGACCUUAGUCAACCAGAUCUGGUGUAUAAAUUCAUGAACUUAGCCAACCAUCAUGCUAUGUGGAACUCGAGGAAGGGUGCUGCUUUUGGCUUCAAUGUGAUCGCGACCAGAGCUGGAGAGCAGCUGGCUCCUUUCCUACCUCAGCUGGUUCCUCGUCUUUAUCGGUAUCAGUUCGAUCCCAACCUCGGCAUUCGACAGGCCAUGACGAGCAUCUGGAACGCCUUGGUCACUGACAAGUCAAUGGUUGAUAAGUAUUUGAAGGAAAUUCUUCACGAUUUGGUUAAGAACCUUACCAGCAACAUGUGGCGAGUUCGAGAAUCCAGCUGUUUAGCCUUGAACGAUUUAUUGAGGGGAAGAUCCCUAGACGACAUCAUUGACAAACUUCCAGAAAUCUGGGAGACUCUGUUUAGAGUACAAGAUGAUAUAAAGGAGUCAGUACGAAAAGCCGCAGAGCUAGCCCUGAAAACUCUAAGCAAGGUCUGCGUGAAGAUGUGUGGCCCAUGUAAGGGAGCGGCCAGCCAGAGAACCAUCGCCGUGCUCCUGCCCUGCCUCCUGGACACGGGAGUGAUGAGUCCUGUGGCGGAAGUCCGAGCUCUCAGCAUCAACACCCUCGUGAAGAUCAGCAAGAGUGCAGGGGCCAUGCUGCAGCCGCACGCGCCCAGACUCAUCCCGGCCCUCCUGGAGUCCUUGAGUGUCUUGGAGCCCCAGGUCCUCAACUACCUGAGCCUCCGGGCUACGGACCAAGAAAAGGCUGCGAUGGACAGUGCCCGGUUGAGUGCUGCCAAGUCUUCCCCUAUGAUGGAGACCAUCAACACGUGCCUGCAGCACCUUGAUGUCUCUGUGUUGGGCGAGCUAGUCCCUAGAUUAUGUGAACUAAUAAGAAGUGGUGUGGGGCUUGGAACUAAGGGAGGUUGUGCCAGUGUGAUUGUGUCGUUAACGACUCAGUGUCCCCAGGACCUCACACCUUACUCGGGCAAGCUCCUGAGUGCUCUGCUCAGCGGCCUGACAGACCGAAACAGCGCGAUCCAGAAGGCCUGCGCCCUCGCCGUGGCCCAUCUCGUGCGGACCUCACGGGAUAGCAGCAUUGAAAAACUUCUGCAGAAACUUCACGGCUGGUAUAUGGAGAAAGAAGAACCCGUCUACAAGACGUCCUGCGUGUUGACCGUGCAUGCGAUCGGACGAUACAGCCCCGACGUGGUGAAGAAUCAUGCCAGAGAAGUCCUGCCCUUGGCGUUCCUGGGCAUGCACGAAGUGGCUGACGAGGAGAAGUCAGACCAGGAGGAAUGCAAUCUGUGGGCCGAAGUGUGGCAGGAGAACGUUCCUGGUUCUUCCGGUGGCAUUCGCCUCUACAUGCCAGAGCUGAUCACCAUUACCCAGAAGGCUCUGCAGUCUCAGUCCUGGAAGAUGAAAGCCCAGGGAGCGGCCGCCAUGGCAUCCAUUGCAAAGCAGACCAGCUCGCUGGCUCCUCCGUACCUGGGCAUGAUCCUCUCAGCCCUCCUGCAAGGCCUGGCCGGAAGGACGUGGGCAGGAAAGGAAGAGCUACUGAAAGCCAUUGCCUGCGUGGUGACAGCUUGCAGUGUGGAGCUGGAGAAGCCUGUGCCCAGUCAGCCCAGCACCAGCGAGGUUCUGCAAGCUCUUCUGAAGGAGUGUUGCCGAGAGAAUCUCAGGUACAAGAUCGUAGCCAUCCGCUGCACAGCGGACGUCUUGAAAGCCACCAAAGAAGACAGGUUCCAGGAGUUCUCCGACAUCGUCAUCCCCCUGAUCAAGAAGAACUCACCGGAAAGUGUCCGAGCAACCAGAAAUGAAGAUGAGGAUGAGAAGGAAAGGGAGCUGCAGAUGGAGUCUCUCCUGGGCGCAUUUGAGGGCCUGGGCAAAGCCUGGCCCCGAAACGCAGAUACCCAGCGGUGCCACGGCCAGGAGCUGUGCAGGCUCAUGUGUGAGCGGCUGAAGCUCAGCACCUGGAAAGUGCAGCUGGGCGUCCUGCAGUCCGUGAACGCCUACUUCCAAGGUUUGAUGCUUUUGGAAGAAGAGUUCGCAGAUCCUGAGGCCUUGUCGGAAAUCCUCCUCGAAACUUGUAAAUCAAUCACAUACUCUUUAGAAAAUAAAACCUACUCAUCUGUGAGGACAGAAGCUUUAUCUGUGAUAGAAUUAAUCCUUAAAAAACUUGAAGAAUCUAAACAGUGGGACAGUCUGACAUCUGACUGCAGAGUUCUCCUGAUUGAAUCUUUAGCAACUAUGGAGACAGACAGCCGGCCAGAAUUGCAGGAGAAAGCAUCGUCACUGAAGAAAACGCUUGAAAAUUUGGAGUAGACUAGGACAGGAGAAUAAAAACAAGUGCCAUGUUCACUGGGUAGAUGGCGGCGUUCUUUGAGAAGACAAGUGGGGGAGAGCCAAGAUUAAUCUGUAGCAUGCAUCAUUCCUUGGCUGAAAUAAAAAAAUGCCUUAA